AUGACGACCGGAUCCGACGCCCCGCCACCACCAGGCUACGCCCACGGCCCGCCGUCCUACCCGCAGCGCCGCCCGCACUACGGCGGCGCCGGCUCGCCCUCCUACGGCUCCUCCUCCGCCUCCCUCCGCGGCUGCUGCUGCUGCAUCUUCAUGCUCGUCAUCUUCCUCGCCCUCCUCGCCCUCGCCGUCGCCCUCGUCGUCAUCCUCGCCGUCAAGCCCCGCAAGCCCCACUUCGACCUCAACCAGGUCUCCGUCCAGUACCUCCUCGUCGCCCCGCCCUCCUCCGCCGCCGCCGCCGCCUACCUCUCCCUCAACAUCACGCUCCUCUUCACCGCCGUCAACCCCAACAAGGUGGGCAUCCGCUACGGCGCCACGGCGCUCGACGUCAUGUACCACGGCGUGCCGCUCGGGGUGGCCGCCGUGCCCGGCUUCGAGCAGCCCGCGCACAGCACCCGCCUCCUCCAGACCCGCGUCGUCGUCGACCGCUUCAACGUCCUCCAGUCCGACGCCCAGGACCUCAUCCGCGACGCCUCCCUCAACGACCGCGUCGAGCUCCGCAUCACCGGCGACGUCGCCGCCAAAAUCCUCCUCCUGGGCUUCUCCUCCCCAAAAGUACAGGUGUCGCUGGAUUGCGCGAUCGCCAUCAGCCCCAGGAGGCAGUCCGUGACGUACAAGCAAUGCGGCGUCGACGGGCUCAGCGUCUAGGGAGGAGCCAAGCCAGCCAACCUCGCCGCCGCCGCACGGCCGCAGAAGGAAGCUGGAGUACUGCUAUAGUCUAAUUAAUUAUUACUG
Molecule: messenger RNA, 792 nt
Organism: Lolium rigidum
Lineage: Eukaryota; Viridiplantae; Streptophyta; Magnoliopsida; Poales; Poaceae
Exons: 2
Coding region: 1-705 (234 amino acids)
Cellular component (GO): plasma membrane
Source: RefSeq, a predicted model, not a curated record